This is a messenger RNA of Cuculus canorus (common cuckoo), 1982 nucleotides long. RefSeq names its product F-box and leucine rich repeat protein 15 (gene FBXL15). Lineage: Eukaryota; Metazoa; Chordata; Aves; Cuculiformes; Cuculidae. Gene Ontology annotation, molecular function: protein binding. The transcript has 4 exons. Bases 177 to 1052 code for a protein of 291 amino acids. The record is from RefSeq and is a predicted model, not a curated record.
CGCUGGGCGGGGUAGGGGCAUACGGGCCGGGGGCGAGCAGGGGCGGCUCGUCCCGGACGCUGAGGGCAAAGUCGGUACCGCCGGAGGAGCGGGGCCCAGCGGCUGCAGGGGCACCUGGCAAUAGGUGUGAGGUGAUCUAGCCUGGCUGUCACCGUAGGCCAGCUCCCCAGUGUCUGAUGAUGAGUUUGACCCCCUCCAGGGGAUGCCUCCUGGACCUGCCCUGGGAAGACAUCUUGGUCCCACAUAUCCUCUGUCAUCUACCGCUGCAGCAGCUCCUGAGCCUGCAGAGGGUCAGCAAGUCAUUCCAGUCUCUCGUCCAACUGUACCUGGCCAACAUGCGCUGCUUUGACUCAAGCCAGAUCGGACCUGCCAUCCCUCGAGCUGCUUUCAUUAACCUGCUGAAGGACAACGAAGUACUGCAGCAGCUGGCACUCCAGAACUGCUCUGACUGGCUGACAGACAGGGAGCUGCUCCCAGUCAUCGGGCAGAACCACCACCUGCACCAGAUCCAGCUGAAGGGCUGUGCCCAGCUCAGCCGCCAUGCACUGGUGGCCAUCUCACUGAGCUGUCCCAACCUGCGCCGGCUCUCCUUGGCUCACUGCGAGUGGGUGGACAGCCUGUCCCUGCGCAGCCUGGCUGACCAUUGCAAGGCACUGGAGGCUGUGGACCUGACAGCCUGUCGCCAGCUGAAGGAUGAGGCCAUCUGCUACUUGGUGCAGAAGUGCAGCAGGCUCAAGUCUCUGUCACUGGCUGUCAAUGCCAAUGUGGGCGACGUGGCAGUCGAGGAGAUUGCCAAGUGCUGUCCUGAGCUGGAGCAUCUGGACCUCACGGGUUGUCUACGCGUCAAGAAUGAUUCCAUCAGGGUCCUGGCCGAGUACUGUCCUAAGCUGCGCUCACUGAAGGUGAAGCAUUGUCACAACGUGGCUGAAUCCAGCCUGAGCAUCCUCCGAAGCCGUGGGGUGGAGCUGGAUGUGGAGCCUCCACUGCAGAGGGCGCUCGUUCUCCUGCAGGACGUGGUUGGCUUUGCCCCUUUCAUCAACCUCCAGAUCUAGAACUGCUGCUGCUGGGGAGGGAGGGACUGAUGUGACACUGGGAUCCCGGGAGGAUGCCGGACCAACUGCUGUGGAGACAUGCAGAGGGAGAGGUUGGUCCCGUUGGUGAGGCUGGCCUGAGUGGGGCUCGCUCUUUCCUCUGGCGCUGUUUAGCAGUCACUGGGUGUUCGUGGGUGGGCUUUGUUGGUGCCUCUGGGAAAAGUAACUCCCUCUGUAGUGGCGUGGAGAGAGCGAGUGACUUGCUGGAACACCGUGGUGCUGAACAGGCCUUGGCCAGGCCAGCUAAUGGAUAGGUUUUAUUAUUUGUUGCAUUUUAAAUCUCUAAGCAGCAGCAGUCCAGAGAGCAGGAGAGUGUUUGAUGGGGGCUGUUUCCUGGGGUGGGUGUGCAGGGCAUGCCAACAGAGCUGUGGAACAAACCAGGCCAGCUGGAGCAGAAAGGAGAAAAGUCACCAGCCCUCCUCCUGGGAGAGGGCAGGCCCUUCUAGGCUCUGGGAGGAGGGCAGAGUGAGUCCAGCUUCAGCCUAUGGCCACUGGCUAGCCUGGCAUUGCCCCGGUGCAGGAAGUGUGUUUGUCCAGGCCUAGGGCACUGGUUUAGGCUAGUGUAAGGUGGGAGUCAUUUCUGGGGGGGAACAUGCUCCUAACUGCAUUUUCAUUGACAAAACACCACCAAACCUAGCUGUGCUGUCACUGUCGGUUGGUGCUAUUCAUUACUUCCAGCUUCCAACUUAACAUUUCAGUAGUGCCCAGGUCUGCUACUGCAUCCUGCUCCAUGUCGCAUGGCUGGAGCUUUGGCAUUUAACAGUGGUGAGAAAUGGCAGGAGCCCUGACCAUGCUGUCAGCUGGAGUUUAUGGAGUGCUGCAGGCUGUGUUGGCAGGGAGAGCCUUACUGGUCUGGAGUUCAGCCAUGGUCCUUGUGUCGGCUAAGUGGUU